AUGCCCAGGAAAGAGUACCAGGAAAAGGCCCAAGGGGUAGACAAAAGGCGGAGCUGGGACCUGAAGGAGAAGAAAGAGAAGGUGGAGGAGAAGGCGAGCCGGAAAGAGCGAAAGAAAGAAGUGGUGGAGGAGGAGGAGAAUGGAGCUGAGGAGGAGGAAGAAGAAACUGCUGAGGACGGAGAGGAGGAAGAUGAAGGGGAAGAAGAAGAUGAGGAAGAAGAAGAAGAUGACGACGAGGGGCCCGCGCUGAAGAGAGCUGCUGAAGAGGAGGAUGAAGCUGAUCCCAAGCGGCAGAAGACAGAAAAUGGGGCGUCGGCAUGAGCCCCCUGCCAGUGGGCUGGGGUGGGAGGCCCCUCGGGGCCUGGAGAUGGGGGCAGGAACAGACGAGUACAGCCACUCUUCACCUGACUCCUUGCUCUGGGCCCUGCAUCAGAGCUGCCACCCUCUUUCUCCCCAGCCUUCUCAUGUCCACCUCUCCAGACACUGCCCCUCCAUCCUCACUCUGCCAUUGUUCCACUUCCUGACCUGUUCCAUCUGAGCUCCCCAGCUGGUCUCCAAUUGCCCCCUUUCCCUCUUCUUUCUCUUUUCCUCCCUCUCUCCUCCCAGCCACUCCCCCCACCCCCUCCCAGUCUCCUUCCUAACCUCUGCAUCCUAGCCUUCUGUCUUGACCAUCCCUACCCUGCCUGAUUCCUGGGUCUCCCUCAGAUCCCCUUCUCUCAGACAGCGCCAGGCCAGGGUGGGGCCAGGGUUGGGACCAAGCCCCACAGCUGCCCCCCCUCCCCUUUUUGUAUAAUUUAAUAAAGAAAUGGUCGCGCUUCUGUUUUUAA
Messenger RNA from Miniopterus natalensis, 827 nucleotides. The record is from RefSeq and is a predicted model, not a curated record. NCBI's taxonomy places the organism in Eukaryota, Metazoa, Chordata, Mammalia, Chiroptera, Miniopteridae.